GUCCUACACGAAGGACUAAGGCUUCCUUUUUUAUUUGUUUAGCAAGACCCCUCACGGGCCUGAGAGAGGCCCGUCCGCGCAAUACAAUCAUGUCCACCGCAGUGUCUUCCGCCGUGGCAUGCUUUAUGCUUGGAGCAUUCUUCUACUACCAGCCGCAGCAGCAGUAGUCACGAUUCCCAUCAAAACCACCUUCAUCCCGCAGACCUCUACUUGCAAUCUUACGAUCCGCUCUACCACCCCAAUCCUCAUUCCUACUCUCCGCAAUCGUCCCUAGAUUCACAAUUUAUCCCGUCCGGUGAUGAGUUCACUGGCCUCGAAUCCUGGGAUACUUGGGCUACGCUUGAUGCUGGUUAUUAUCAGCCAUCGAUAGCCAAUUCGACUUCUCUCUAUCCGACACCUGUUAUAGAAUCACUGCCAACUCCUGUUAAUAAUGAUCUCACUUCGAUCCUGGAACUUAAUGACUCCCAAGAAUUCCUCCAAUCUCUUGACGCUAGUUUGACAUGUCCUGAAGGUUCGUCCGAGAAACUCAUUCGGAUUUCUCUAUAUGAUGUACCUAACCAACCCCAGAUUACUGUCCUGAGCCCGCUACUAAUUUACCGCCUCCACCUGCAACCGCAACCAUGACCUCGUCACCUAGCUCAUCGUCUCCUUCCGGCGACUCUGUUCCUACUCCAUCAGUUUCUGGCCUUGCAAAACCCACUAGCGCCUCUCGCAUCGAGAAGCGCCAGCAGAACACACUGGCUGCUCGUCGGUACCGCCAAAGGCGAGUGGAUCAGUUGAAGAGUCUAGAAGAGGAACUGCGCAAGGUCAAAGAGGAGCGCGAUGCAUUGAAGAUGCGCGUCUCCAAGCUGGAAGGUGAAACGGAAGCCCUGAGAUGCCUUGUCGGGCGGGAAAAGAAAUAGUUUCUGCUCUGUUCUUUUGGAUGUAUAGAUUAGUGGCAUUAUAAUUGAGAGGAUCUUGCUGUCA
Molecule: messenger RNA, 966 nt
Organism: Aspergillus caelatus
Lineage: Eukaryota; Fungi; Ascomycota; Eurotiomycetes; Eurotiales; Aspergillaceae
Exons: 1
Coding region: 621-902 (93 amino acids)
Biological process (GO): regulation of transcription by RNA polymerase II
Cellular component (GO): nucleus
Molecular function (GO): DNA-binding transcription activator activity, RNA polymerase II-specific; RNA polymerase II transcription regulatory region sequence-specific DNA binding
Source: RefSeq, a predicted model, not a curated record